AAUUCAAGCAAGGUAUAGACAGAGAAGAGUAAAAAAGAUUUUAUGAGAAUCUGCAUCUGCUGACAUGACAAGCAGCCAGAGCAAUAGUAGGAAGGUGUGCCCUAUCUCUGCACUCACAGUGGGCAAGCUGAUCCUCUUUGCAACUUGUCCUUUGCUCUGACAUUCUACAGACAUCCUGCUCUUACAGGCAGCAGUCUUUUUUGAGGCUUGUAAUAGGAGUUAAAAGUAUCUCUCAGUCUCCUUCAUGAACUUUCUGGCCCUGUUCCUUUAUUAGCAGCACCUGGUCAUUCACACCCCUGCAAGAAACUGCCAUUUCCGUACUUUUUCUUAGUGCAAGGCGGAGUUUUCUAGUUUAAGGCUGGUCAAAGUAGGCGGGCAGUGUAGAGCAGUCAGUCUUACAGCUGGGAUGUACAUGAAGAGGACAGGAAGGGGCAGGCACAGGUUGUAGGUAGGAGCUAAGUACACGUGUCUAUGAGACCCCAGCAUGAAGACAGCGCCUGCACAUGAAUGCACUGUUGUUCGCGUGACUGCCUGGAGGCGUGUGUACCACAGCAGCGUACGUGUGUGAGGGCAGCUUUGCUUGAAUCGGGUCUGGUGGUGCUUCUCAAGGACUUGUUAAGGUCCUUUGCAAUCAUGGUGAAGUCUAGAAGAGUGCAGGUACUCCUGAUUCUGACAGUUCUGUCCUUCCUUCUUAUCCACUUCCUACCCUGCAGCAACAAUGCCCACAUGGAAGAAAAACCUUCUCCUGUCCACAUCCUCAUUCUUUCCUCAUGGCGGUCAGGAUCCUCCUUCACCGGACAAAUCUUCAGCCAGCACCCCAGUGUCUUCUACCUGAUGGAGCCUGCAUGGCACGUUUGGGUUAAGAUGUACCAGAACAGUGCCAAAGUCUUACACAUGGCAGUGCGGGACUUAGUCAGGUCGGUCUUUCUGUGUGACAUGUCUGUGUUUGAUGCUUACAUGUCUAGCCAGAAGAAAAAGUCUGAUUUAUUUCAGUGGGAGACAAGCCGAGCCUUGUGCUCUCCACCUGCCUGUGACUCAUUCAGUCGCAGUGACAUAAUCACUGCAGGCAAUUGCAAAACCAUCUGUGGCAAGUACCCAUUCAGCAAGGUGGAGGAAGCUUGUAAAACCUAUAGCCAUGUAGCCAUCAAGGAAGUUAGGUUCUUUGACCUGAAAGUUCUCUAUCCCCUUCUCACUGAUCCAUCCCUGAACCUCAAAAUCAUUCACUUGGUACGUGAUCCUCGGGCUGUGUUCAGGUCCCGAGAGAAUACAAUGGCAGACCUGAAACGCGACAGUAACAUUGUUGUGGGGUCUCAGAAGACAAAGGGAGAAAUGGGGCCCUACAACACAAUGCAGGUGAUCUGCAAAAGCCACGUUGAGAUAUACAAGGCAGGAAGUCAAGCCGCUCCAAGCUUCCUGAAAGACCGGUAUCUGCUGGUUCGCUAUGAAGACAUUGUCAGAGACCCGCUAGCAAGGGCUGCUCAGAUGUACAGGUUUGCGGAACUCCAUUUCACACCAGAGCUUCAGAAGUGGGUCCACAACAUCACCCAUGGAAAAGGUCAUGGAACACAGGCCUUUCAGAUUGGGUCGAGAGAUGCACUGACAGUAUCCCAGGCCUGGAGAAAGACACUUCCUUUCCAGAAAAUAGAAAAAGUGCAAAAUGUGUGCAAAGAUGCAAUGGAUUUGCUGGGCUACCGGCUUGUUCAGUCUGAAGAAGAGCAGAAAAAUAUGUCUCUGGAUCUCUUGUUUGCCCAGAACUCCUCUGAGGAUCAAAUUUUGAAGGCAGAAAAGCUGGUCUCUGCAUCCACUUUCUGAAGGCUGCAGAGUGCUGAACUAUUCACUAGAGCCAAAGAGGACAGAGGUGCAGGCACAGAAGUGUAGGAGCGUGCAUGGAUGCAAGAACAAGUGGUACAAGAACCCUGACACACUCAGGAGAACUCUCAGCAGCACAGGGUCACUCUCCAAGACCCCUGGAGAUACAGCCAUAACAGAGGCUAAAGUAAUGCAUGUUUGUUUUCCAAAUUAAUUAUGUUUAGGUUGGAGCACACAGAAUGCCAAAGGAGUAGGACCAGAUGGCAGAAGCUCAAACCCCCCACAGACCACAGCUGAAGACUAGGGAAACCACAUGGAGCAAUUCCACUGCCAAGGAAGAGGAAAUAUAAAAGGAAGCUGAAUAAAGAAAACAUUGCUUGACAUGCUGCCAUGCAGGAUAUGUAGUGCCAGAGAAGAUGCAAGGAUGACCAGACAUUUGGUUUCUGGAAAGAUGUUGGGCUUUGGUUUGAUUUUGUGUUGGGUUUUUUGUUUUGUGGGUUUUUGGGUUUUGGUAGUUUUUGUGGGUUUUUUUUAUUAAUGGUUGCAUUUUCAAGUCCAGUUUUCCUUUUGCUCCAUUUGUGUGCCUGAGUAUCCAGCCUUGGUGGCAAAAGUGGGGAAAUAUUUGUGUUUGCUUACUGUAUAAUGGGAAAAUGGAAUAAACCAGCUAUUGCUGAAAAUAAAACUCCUGGGUUUUCAUGUGGGAAACCAUUUCUGUGAUUAUGUGAAUCCAUUUAUUUUUUAGCUGAAAUAAUUCUGUCUUCUGGCUUUCAAACCCAAGAACAGUUGUUUUCCUGGGAAUUCCCACAGUCCACAUGGGUGGCAGAAGAAUUCAUGCUAAAGUUGAGAUCCUAAAGACAAGGUAAAGACAUAGAUUCCAUUGGCAUAAAUAACGAAACUGAGAAGACAGGUUAAUGGGAGUGGAAUGAAGAAACCAAGAGGAGAUCAGGAAGUUCUCCUAUUGAAAUAUUUGGUGACAGUAUUUCUAGUCUUGGAGCACAAAAAAAUAAACUUAAUGGACUAUGCCAUUCUCCACUGUCUCCAUUGAAGAUGCCAUUCUCCCACAUCCAAUGGGAAUAUAUAGUUCAAACCUGAACAACGGAAUUGUUUUCGCCUGGUUUUAAGUGUUCCAGAAGACAAGGAGAAAAACUUGCUACCAGAUUUGGGGAGGAGUGAAAUGCCUAAGAUACCUAUUUCUGAAUAUCCUUUUUCAUGUGCAAACUGCAGAGUCCCUUUAAUACAGAACACUCACUACCUUAGCAGUAUGGGUAUCUGUAUUCCUAGAGCUAAACCCCUAAUCCCUGAAAAGGGCGGGAUAUUGUAUUAUGGAAAUAAUGGUCUUAUUACUAGGGAUCGUGUUGAAGGACAAAAUCCAUGCUGAGCAGGCAGCACUGGCCUCGUGGUAAUAAGUUCACUGAAAGCAAGGUAUCCUCCUUUACACUGUGGUUAUGCAAAUGUAGGGCAGGCAAGCUGACAUAGAGAAGUGGGAGUUGCACUGAGCCACAGGAGCACAGAGCCACUGUUUUUCUUUAUAGUCUCUUUGAAACAGACCUUAACAUAUUCAGCUAAAAGCCCGUUCUUACUGCAGUUAUAGUAAAAAGCUUCCUUCUGUAAGUGCCAAGAAGCUGGAUUUUGAGCAAAAAUAGAUUCUUUCUGGUACAUUGCUACUUAUCUCUACAUUAACCAAUGUCGGCUUGAGCAGCUUAUGUUUUAUUAUGAAUACUUGUUUUCAGUGGAUGCAAUCAAUUCUGUGUAUCACUUGUUUACCUGAAUAAAAACCUCCACAGUGUUUCCAGUCAGUGAAAAAA
This is a messenger RNA of Motacilla alba alba, 3614 nucleotides long. RefSeq names its product carbohydrate sulfotransferase 4 (gene CHST4). Gene Ontology annotation, biological process: N-acetylglucosamine metabolic process; carbohydrate metabolic process; keratan sulfate proteoglycan biosynthetic process. Bases 508 to 1812 code for a protein of 434 amino acids. The transcript has 2 exons. The record is from RefSeq and is a predicted model, not a curated record. Lineage: Eukaryota; Metazoa; Chordata; Aves; Passeriformes; Motacillidae. Gene Ontology annotation, molecular function: N-acetylglucosamine 6-O-sulfotransferase activity. Gene Ontology annotation, cellular component: Golgi membrane.